This is a messenger RNA of Neurospora hispaniola, 1872 nucleotides long. RefSeq names its product ICE2-domain-containing protein. Bases 267 to 1580 code for a protein of 437 amino acids. The record is from RefSeq and is a predicted model, not a curated record. The transcript has 2 exons. NCBI's taxonomy places the organism in Eukaryota, Fungi, Ascomycota, Sordariomycetes, Sordariales, Sordariaceae. Gene Ontology annotation, biological process: endoplasmic reticulum inheritance. Gene Ontology annotation, cellular component: cortical endoplasmic reticulum; perinuclear endoplasmic reticulum; endoplasmic reticulum membrane.
CAUUCUUCAACACAACCCCGCGACGUCAAGGCCUUGGCCACACAGUGCUCCGUGUCUUGCCCGUCUAUCACUCCUUGCUCGUGUGUCACUCUCGGGUAGACGAACUGGCCUUGGUUGCAUCAUCGACCACAUCCAAGGAAGCUUCCCGUCACCGCGACUGUUUCGCCGACCUUCUCGAUAGGUUUUCAACCCCGACGCGCCCUCUUGUCUUCGACAUUCGAUAGUCGGUUUCGGCAGCGGGCGGACAACCAUCGCCCGCCGCAACCAUGUGGUUCAUCAGCGCCUCGACGAGUGCAAUCUUUUUGCUAAGCAUCGUUCUCCUAAUACCCAUUGCCUUCGACGUUGGCGGUCGUGAUGCCGGUUUAGCUUACUCGCUAUCCCUCUUCAUCUUCUACCUUAUCUACAGCACCAGCAAGCUCCUUACUCCGGAGAGUUCACGAGUUCGCUGGUUCUUCACUAGCAGUGUCGGCUUGUCGCAAUGGAUCAUCAUUCCAGCCCUUCUCAUCUGGUCUCUGAAUAGGUUCUCAGUGGAUGCUGAGAAUGCCGGCUGGGUAUCGCGCACCUUCUCUUCUGCCACUGCGAAUCACAAGCCCAGCACUUGGGGCGAAUACUUCUUUGGCCAGCAUGGAUUUGUCGAGAAUGUCGCUCUGGGAGCUUGGGACAAGACGCUGAGUUACUCGAGCCCUGUUUUCCAACUGCUGGAGGGUUUCUGCACUCUCUUGGUGAUACAGACUGCUGGCCGGGUUGCAAGAUGGCUCGUCACUCGCGGUGGAGGCGAUACAUGGAUGAUAUUCCUUCUUGCCUUUUCUGGUUCCAUCAUCUCCAGUGCCGUUUACUUCCUCUGGAGGGUUGCGCACUUCCCCGAAAUAAACACCAUCGAUGCCACACUCAUUGGAGCUACAAUGACGUCGGCCGUAUUCCUGGGAGCAUAUGGAAUUGGUAGCGGGCGCGGCAACGCCGUAGAGUCAUCUCUCCUCUUUGCCUACAUCGUUCUAUGCGUCUAUCAGAUCUUUACCGACUAUCAGCCGUCUGCCGAAGCUGCUGCUGCGGCCGAGCAAGCGGCCUCGCUUCAGCCCGAUUUCCCGCCUCUGCCCCCAAUCAUCAUGGCAUCCUAUUCGACAUUGAUGCACAUCCUCAGCAGUCUGCCCGAAGCCUUCAACACUUCUUUCCAGUUCCUCUAUGCCGCAUUCCAAACCAUUACACCCAGCGUUAUAAUCUCGCUGACCUACCGGAUUAUCGUCUUCUACUGCGCCACCCGCAUCAUUCCGGCUGUUCGGGAGCUCGGCGCCAGAGCUCUCAUGGACGAGCCAAGUUUACUGGAAGAGACCGACGGGGCUAACCGCCUUGUAGGCUUCCUCAGCUGGUUCUCUCCUUCGAUCCUCAUCGCCGUGUACACGAGCUUAUUGCUGCAGCACUUCAGCGUAUCCAACAACGGUGAUGAUAUCGGGUGGACUCUCCGGGCUGGUGACGCCGGUGGAAACCCGUGGCGUUGGGUCAACGUCGCUGCCACCAUGGGACUAUACGCUGUCGAGCUUUAUCUCGGGGAGAGGAACGAAGGAAUGCACUGGAGAGCGGACUGAAAAAUGCCAAAAGGUGUGCGUCAGUGUUACUCAGCCAUCGCAGACGCAAUCUAGAAAAGCUUUUGUUAGCUUUAGAUAUGAAAAUCAGUGGCCAAGACAGGUCACCUGGGAACAAGCACCAAGUCAACAUCAUCUGUUGAGAAGUUUGUUUACCUCAAACCAACGACAAUUCAAGGACGAGCGCAGGGUGGGAAGAAGUGACAUGAGGAGGAAGAUUUGAUACCCAUUGGUUAAGUGGAGAGGCAGCAAGACAGAGAACAGAAAGCGAAUCGCGUUCGUUUGGGAGACGCGA